AUGCUUAUAUUAGCAAUGAUUGAUUUUGAAAUUCAAUAUUUUUGUUACCAACUCUAAAAUCCUCUAAUUAUUGAUUAAUUUAAUUUAUUGAACAAUAUGGGAAGUACUUGCAAUAAUUCACCUAUCUAGAUUUUUGUUAGGGAGAUAAACAAUAUGAUUUAAAUUGCCAAGACAAUACACAUGUUUAUGAGGCUACCAUCAAUUAAUCCACUGUAACCAUCAUACAUGGAAACAUUCUCUAGAAUAACCUAAGAGGAAUAUGUAAAUAGCUCUAUCCUAUAUUAGUGAAUGCAUAAAUUGAUCCCAAUUCCUUCCCAUUAAUGUAAUUACCAGAAAUGCAACGUGAAUUUCGUAAUCAAUCUUAAAUAUUUAGUAAAAUCUAAAAUACCUAUUAUCUAACGAUUACCACCUGGAGCAUGCCAAUCUGAAUUCAUAAUCAACCUUAAAAUUAACUAUUAAGACAAUAGAAAGGAAAUCAUUGAGGCUUAUGAACAAGGGUAUAUUAUUAGAUUCAAAUUAGUUUCGAACUCAUGUUUCAACAUGAAUUAGAAAAUGUUGGAUAUAGGGAAGGCAAGGAUAAAUUUAAAGAUAAGUCUGAAUAAUUAUAUAAUUCAGAAUGUUUACUAGAAGCAAUCUUCAAUCGAAUUAAAGAAAAUAAAAUGAUUAAGAAUUUUCAAAUAUUCAGUGUUGAUCUGUAGAUCUGCUAAUAAUAUAAAAAUGAAUUAAAAAAGCAAUAACACAAAUAAAUGUCAAAAAAGAAUUUUGAAAGAUGUUCAACAUAAGAAUAACUAAAUGAAUCCUAUACUGAAAGAAUCUUUACAGCCAAUUCUUGUGAUCAAGCUGAUUUUGUCAAUAAAAACUACAUCAAACAACAACUAAAAAGAUCUAUUGCAAAUAAUUAAUAAAAAGAAUUAUGA
Molecule: messenger RNA, 917 nt
Organism: Paramecium octaurelia
Lineage: Eukaryota; Ciliophora; Oligohymenophorea; Peniculida; Parameciidae
Source: the annotation of a GenBank genome assembly